This is a messenger RNA of Solanum verrucosum, 2034 nucleotides long. RefSeq names its product pentatricopeptide repeat-containing protein At3g04760, chloroplastic. The transcript has a single exon. The record is from RefSeq and is a predicted model, not a curated record. Gene Ontology annotation, molecular function: protein binding. The coding region runs from base 277 to 2025 and encodes 582 amino acids. NCBI's taxonomy places the organism in Eukaryota, Viridiplantae, Streptophyta, Magnoliopsida, Solanales, Solanaceae.
UCAUACUUCAAUUCAUGGUUCAUGUUCAAUUUUCUCACAUUUACAAACAAGAAUAACAGGUACUUUUUUCUCUUCUUAAUUCAAUUCAAACAUGAUUUGUCUCGAAAGUUCAUAUAGUCGACUCCAACUUGUCUGAGAUUGAGACUUAGUUGUAUAAAGGGGUCGGGAAGUCUUGUAUAGCCGACUCUAAACCUGUUUUGGAUCGAGGCGUGUUGUGAUUUAGCGUUUGAGAGACUUUCACUGAUACGACUAGACUACUAAUACUACUUGAACCAAAUGACUAGGAUUAUUCCAGCUGAAAUAUUUCCUCAAUGCCCCUUUUUCUCCAAUAAUUUGAAGCCAAAAUCUCAAUCUUCAAAGCAUAAUUUUGUUGUAAGAUGUAGUAGUAGCAAUGACCAAAGUAAAGUAAAGACUGGAAAUCCUUUAAGGGUCAAAAUUUCUAGUGAAAAUUAUAGACCUACACAUGAUAUGAAAGUGCUAAAUUGGUCAUGUAAAGUAGGCAAAUAUGAUGAAACUUUGUAUCUACUUGAAUGUAAGGUGAAGAGUGGUUAUAAACCUGAUGUGAUUCUGUGUACAAAGCUCAUUAAGGGAUUUUUCAACUCGAAAAAUUCGGAUAAAGGGGUGAAGGUUAUGCAAAUUUUGGAGCAAUUUGGUGAACCAGAUGUGUUUGCAUAUAAUGCACUUAUAAGUGGAUUUUGUAAAAUGAACAAGAUUGAAGAAGCUAAUAUGGUGUUGAAUAGGAUGAAAGCUCGUGGCUUUCCUCCGGAUUCUGUUACGUAUAAUAUCUUGAUAGGUAGUCUUUGUGAUAGAGGGAAACUAGGAUCAGCAUUGAAGUUGUUGGAUCAGUUGAAAGAAGAAAACAAUUGUAAGCCUACUGUUAUUACUUACACAAUCUUGAUAGAGGCAACGAUUCUUGAAGGCGGAAUUCAUGAAGCAAUGAAGCUUCUCGAUGAGAUGUUAUCGAGAGGGCUUCAACCUGAUAUGUACACUUAUAAUGCAAUUAUCAGGGGAAUGUGUAGAGAAAAGAUGAUGGAUCAAGCCUAUGAGUUCGUUAGGAGCUUGCCAUCUAAGGGAUGCAUGCCUGACGUGAUUUCCUAUAACAUUUUGUUAAGGGCAUUGUUGCAUCAUAAGGGGAAAUGGAGUGAUGGGGAGAAGCUAAUGAAUGAGAUGUUAUCUGAAGGAUGUGAACCAAAUGUGGUUACUUAUAGCAUAUUGAUGAGUGCUUUAUGUAGAGAUGGGAAAUUAGACGAAGCGAUUAACUUGUUAAAGAUAAUGAUGGAUAAAGGAUUAACACCUGAUACAUUUACUUAUGAUCCAUUGAUUUCUGCAUUUUGCAAAGGAGGGAGAUUAGAUUUGGCUAUUAAGUUCUUGGAUUACAUGAUCUCGAACGGAUGCUUGCCUGAUAUAGUGAACUAUAACACUAUACUUUCUACAAUGUGUAAGAAGGGGAAAGCCGAUGAGGCAGUGGAAGUGUUUGAGAAGCUCGCGGAAAUAGGAUGCCCUCCUGAUGUAAGCACUUAUAAUACAUUGAUGAGCGCGUUAUGGAAUAAUGGAGGGAGAGCUAGGGCCUUGAAAAUGGUAUCAGAGAUGAUAGAAAAAGGCAUUGAUCCUGAUGAGAUAACUUAUAAUGCAUUGAUUUCAUGUUUAUGUAGAGAUGGGAUGGUAAAUGAAGCACUUGAUUUGUUAGGAGAUAUGGAAGGGAAUGGUUUUCCACCUACUGUUAUAACUUAUAACAUUCUUCUUCUUGGACUAUGCAAAGCUCAUAGAGUUGUUGAGGCAAUUGAAGUUCUAGCAGAGAUGGUAGAAAAGGGGCGUCGUCCAAAUGAAACAACGUAUAUUCUGUUGAUUGAAGGUAUUGGUUUUUCAGGACGGAGAGUUCAAGCAAUGGAGAUGGCUAGCGCGAUUUAUCAUAAGAAUGCUAUCUCGAAAGAAUCACUUCAACGUUUGAGAAAAACCUUUCAAGUACCUGAUGUUUAUAGUAAAGAUAUUACUACUAUCUUAAGAAACCAGAAACUAGUUUCUUGAAUCUGUUUC